This is a messenger RNA of Acaromyces ingoldii, 2630 nucleotides long. RefSeq names its product Mak10-domain-containing protein. Bases 89 to 2500 code for a protein of 803 amino acids. NCBI's taxonomy places the organism in Eukaryota, Fungi, Basidiomycota, Exobasidiomycetes, Exobasidiales, Cryptobasidiaceae. Gene Ontology annotation, biological process: N-terminal peptidyl-methionine acetylation. The record is from RefSeq and is a predicted model, not a curated record. Gene Ontology annotation, cellular component: NatC complex. The transcript has 4 exons.
CAGUGAGAGAGAGACAGAUGGCGGGAGAGUGAGGCCGGACCGAACGGACUUGAUGGAUUGAGGCAAGGGGCGUAAGGACAGGCCGACGAUGGAGGAUCAGGCGCCAUCGCUGGGCUACUGGAUGGAGGACCAGGAUCAGCUUGAGGAUCACUCGAAUGGGUCGCCCGAGUACACCGAUGUUUCCGAUACGCUCUUCGCACAUCUCAAAGACCUACAGGAAGGCCAGAUGGUCUUCAACCCUUCCUUUACGCUCGAGCAGUCUAUGGCGGCAAUCCAGAUCACAGAUCCGAGAAUGGACGUUGGCAUUCACCCGCCUCCCGAAAAUCUGGUGGCUGACAGCGACAAGCUGCCGUCCGGAGCGGCACUUGCAGUCGCAUUUGACCCCAUCGCAAACCUCUCGGCGGCGGACGUCUGCUGGAUCAUGGACCGAGCGCUAGCGUGUGAGGCGGCAUGGCAUCAGGGAGCGACGCUCCAGCAGACAAUCCACACCUGCCUCUACAUCUACGCUACAGCCAGGAUCCACCCCAAGGCGCCCGGCCCGGUGCCUGCACUCGUGGGAAAGGUCCUUCGCCCCUUUGUGAUUGCGUUGCUCAAGUCGAUUGGCCUCGCAUGGGAUGAGCUAGUCAAGGACCACGUCGCCGACCUCGAAGACUUCUCCGCCGAAAAGGCGGGCGUCUCCCUCCUCGAAGAGGUUCCGCCCAGCGAGGCCAUCAUAGGUUUGGACGAGGCCAUCACGUUUCUCGAAGAAAACUUAAAUGAGCAAGAAGAGGCCCUUUCGAGCUUGGAUAGAAAAUCAAUGAUCAAGAGGCUGCACCUCCGAAGGCAGAUUCUCGCCUUUUUCUAUACAUUUGCUCUGGCGACGUCCUCACCGACUUCCAGUCACCAGGAACCGCCUCUGCUUCCCUCUAUUGGCGCAUUCACAGUUGAUGCUCUCGAUCUCCUGGAUAGAUUGGAGCCAGGCAAAGCCGACAACUGUCUGGGGUUCAUGUCGCCUGCGCUCGCGGACGCUCCAUCGCCGAGGGCUUUGGCAGCAUUUGAUCCCAAUCAUUCCCGCCGACUAGCCACAAUGGGAUGCAACGAUGGAAGCGCAAGCAUGCCACCGCCUCAUCCGAUCUCGCUUGGUACGCCAAAGGAGACGAGUACCUUUUGGCGCAGGACAAUUACGGACAUGGAGGAGGCGUACUGGUUUCACAGCUCCUUUGGCUGGCGAACGUGGAAAACAUUCCUGACGAGCCGUGCCAUUCGCUCUCAGCGAUGGCCAAGGUGCGCCUAUGUGCGCUCCCUCUUCCAGUCCAUCAUCUGCACAGGGCACGUCAUUGGCCUCAACCGCACUCUCGACGACCUCAGUGAUGACUUUCUACGGGAUCUCGCAGGUGUCCCUAUAGACGCACUCAAGCGCUUGGCUGACGAAGCAUUUGAGGAGGAAGUGCGCGAAAGGCAGGCGGCAGACCGCCGAGACGCAACGGGAGCACGAUCCCAGCAGCAGGCGAACCGACAGAUGGAUGUCGCGGGGCAGCUGGCCUGGUUCCUCGGCCGUCUACCCGGCCACCUAGUCGAGCACCUCAACAUCCUCGCCCAGACCCGUGCGCGCGGACACCGGAACCUGUGCAAGUCCUAUGCAGGCCUCGUCCGCCUGAGUGAGGAGGCCGGCGUACUGGGCGACACACUGGCCAGGCUACUAGCAGGUCGCGAAGGUCCUCAGCUGGACGGCAACCUGCUCCGAGCCGCGCUUCAGACGCUCAUCCUUGACGUAGUCAUCCAAAUCGUCAUGGCCGGCCUGGAACUCGAGCUACACCGAUGUGAGGAAUACGCAGUCACAUAUUGGGUCGCAGCCUGGGCCGCGUCAGAGAGGCACACGGUGCUCAGCGCCCUUGCUGUCGAAGCUCAGCAGCCUUCGUCGUUCAUCAUCGACGAUGAAACCAAAAAUGAGCUGGCUUCGUCGCUUGCAGAUCAGGCGGCGGUCCUGGAGAUGCUGGAAAAGGCGUUCCGUGGCAUGUUCGAGCUCUGCUUUGACUUUCCGAGAAGUACGACAGAGAGAUAUCCAUGGCUUCCAGACGAGGAAGACAUGCACCUCUUGGAAGGUUUCGCCGUGCCACCUGAAGUCACGAGGCGGCGGCUCGAAGGUACUCCUUUCCUCGAGCGCGACGCCUUCUACCGUCGCUUCCACUGGCUCUCCGAUCGGCGUCGUGACGGUUCAGCGACUGAGGAUCGUGAGGUUGCGCGGCUCUGGACGUCUUUUGUCAGUGACUCGGUGCAAUUACAGUCGGAGCCGUCAAGGGACAGAGCUGCCAAGUUGCUACAAGAAGCGGCGUCGUUGUGCGAAGACUUGCACCAGGCCGCCAGCGAGCACGAAGCGUUCCUGCCUGGGCUGCGAUAUACACUGGAGCAUCUUGCGCAGCGCUGCCAGGCACAUGAAGUACUGCCGUCCCAGCUCGACUUCAAGAACAGCCCUCAUCCAUGGUUCCCCUUCAUCAACGACAAUGUUCAAGGCCCCCCAUAGCUAUAGACAGCAUGAUAUGCACAAUUGCUUACACGAUACCGGUAUGACUGAGUCACCACUACAUUAGCCUUUUCUUUGUUGUCUCGUCGUCAAUUGCAUCGCUCCAGGACAAUGAUAAAUAUACACUUUG